GACACUCCAGGACUGUUUGAUACUGAACUCAGUAAUGAACAAAUCCAGAGAGAAAUGAGCAACUGCAUCUCUAUGAUCCUGCCUGGACCACAUGUGUUUCUCUUACUGAUUCCUCUGGGACGAUUCACUCAAGAAGAACAAACAGCAGUGAAGAUCAUCCAAGACACGCUUGGUGAAAACUCUUUAAUGUACACCAUAGUGCUCUUCACCAGAGGAGACUUUCUGAAGAACAAAACCAUUGAUCAGUUUCUGGGAAAACCUGGAUUUGCCCUUAAAAACCUGACUGAAGCAUGUGGAAACAGAUUCCAUGUGUUUAAUAAUGAAGAGACUGGAGACCGAGCACAGGUGACUGAUCUACUGCAGAAGAUAGACAACAUGGUGAAAGCAAACGGAGGGAGUUACUACUCAUGUAAGAUGUUCAGAGAGAUGGAGAGAGAAUUACAAGAAGAACAGAAGAACAUACUGAUGGAGAAAGUGGAGCAAGUGACCAGAGAAAGAGAAGAACUGAUGAACAAACAUAAAGAAGAGAAAGAGAUGAAGAGGAUUAUGAAAGAAGAACGACAGAGUCAUGACAGAGACAAAGAGAAGAGAAGAAGAAUUUAG
Molecule: messenger RNA, 603 nt
Organism: Sinocyclocheilus rhinocerous
Lineage: Eukaryota; Metazoa; Chordata; Actinopteri; Cypriniformes; Cyprinidae
Product: GTPase IMAP family member 7-like
Exons: 1
Molecular function (GO): GTP binding
Source: RefSeq, a predicted model, not a curated record